Messenger RNA from Penaeus vannamei (Pacific white shrimp), 2873 nucleotides. Lineage: Eukaryota; Metazoa; Arthropoda; Malacostraca; Decapoda; Penaeidae. The record is from RefSeq and is a predicted model, not a curated record.
AGAGACGAGAUGACCAUCGUGCAUCUGGCAGGGGAGGUCAAAGGAACUGACGGAGACGAAAUUCUCCUGACGAACGGGACUCGAGCGAAACGGCUGCCAAUCUCCCGCGCAUCGACGCCCCACACUGACACUCGACGAAGCCUCCAAGAAGAUGUAAACAAGGACAAGGAGGAAGAGAGAAAGGAGGAAGAGGAGGAGGAGGAGGAAGGGGACAAGGACAAGGAGGAAGAGAGAAAGGAGGAAGAGGAGGAGGAGCAAGGAGGAAGGGGACAAGGAGGAGAAACCGACAGAAUCUCAAGUCUGGCGUCAAGUCCCUUCCAACCCGGUCUUGAAGGAGGACCUGGAGGCUUACCUGAACCGGGUGGUGCGCGGAGCGAAGACCUGCUGGUGGAGUUCAAGAAAAUUCCAGUGGCGUUUAAAAGAUCCACGAGUUAUUUUAGCGCGCCGUCGAACCGAGCGAAGAACAGGUACAGGAAUAAUAUUCUUUACGACGACACCCGCGUGGUCCUCCAAGGCAAGGAAGGCGGUGACUAUAUCAAUGCCAGUUUCGUGCAGGGCUACAACAAGUCCCGUGGGUACAUAGCCACCCAGGGACCCAAGGACUGCAACGACAGCACCAUAGAGGAUUUCUGGAGGAUGAUCUGGGAGCAACACUGCAACACGAUCGUCAUGCUGGCGCGUCUUAUCGAGGGAGGAAAGGUGAAGGUAGCCCAGUACUGGCCAGACGUCAAGAAGAACCAGGUGACUUACGGUGACUUCAGCAUAGCGAUAGUCAGCGAGGAAAAGGAACUUGACUACUUCAUCAGGAAGUUCACACUGACACACGCCGACGAGAGCAGGGAGGUCACCCAGUACCAGUUCAUCGCCUGGCCUGACCACGACGUCCCUCAGGCGCCCUUCACCUUCUCGCUCAUGACGCUGGAGAUCCGGAGACAGAAGGUCACGGGCCCGCUGCUGGUGCACUGCAGCGCCGGAAUAGGCAGAACCGGCACGCUGUUACUGGUGUUGGUUCUCCUCGACCAGCUGGACCAAGAUGGUUACAUAGACGCUCCCUUAGCUGUUGGUUCUCUGAGAAAAGGGCGGCCGCUGCUCGUUGAGAAUCAGAUGCAGUACCGUUUUGCUCAUCAUCUUCUGCUCGAGAUUCUGUACAGUGACGUCACGAAUUAUCCCGUGUCCGAAUUCGUGGAGAUGUUGCCUCAACUCGAUAAAGAGAUUCGAAUACAGUACGAGAAACUGAAAGGGACGGAGAGGAACCUAUCCUUCAGAUGGGCGUUGAAACCCGCCCACGCCAAACUCAAUCGCAACCCGCAUAUUCUUCCUGUGGACGGCCGGCAGGUGUUCCUCCAGAUGGUGAACGGGCAGGCGGAGUCCCAGUACAUCAACGCCGUGAGACUCAACGGCGUGACCCAGCGAGACGCCACGGUGGUCAUGGAGCACCCGCAGCCCGACACUCUCCCUCAGGCCUGGAGGAUGAUCUACGAGAAGAAGGUGUCGGCCUGGGUCCUCCUCAACACCUAUGGCGAGGACGAGGUCGAGGAUUUCCCGUCCGUCAUACCCCAGGCAGAGAUGGACCUCGGAUUCAUAACACUCACGCUCGAGGGAGAAGAGAGCAAGGACUUCUGCCGCGUGUCACAGGUCACCCUCGCGCCCGUCAGAUCGCGGUUCGCCGUGUCGCACUCCGUGCAGGUGCUCCAGCUGUGCGGUUGGCGCCGCGGGUCGGAACUCCCCAGCAGCACCGAGCACCUCCUGGCACUGCUGCAAGACGUGCACGCGAUCAGGAAGAAGUCGCCGAGCAGCCCCGUGGUCUACACCUGCGGGGACGGCUGUACUGCGAGCGGGUUGGCGGCCGCCCUGGAUGUCAUCCUCACGCGGAUCGACCUCCUGCGCGACGUGGAUAUCUACAGGGCCGUGCAGGCGGUCCUCUACGAGCGCCCGCAGUUCAUCGGCUCCCUCGAACAGUACAAAUAUCUCUUCAAGGCCACAGCUGAGAUGAUCAAGAGGAAACCGAGGGAGAAAGAAGAGGAGGAAGCAAUGAUAAACGUGUGAAUGAGACAUAACAACAAGAAGUUUAAAGUAGAUGUAAUUAGCAUGUAGACCCGCUAUGGCGGUGAUUCCAUUGACGUCAUAGACCGUGUUUUUUUUUUUUUUUUUUUCUUCCUUCCCGCCCUAUUUUCUUUUUCUUUCUUUCUUCUGAGAUUUGUUUCUGGUGUGUAUGUGUGUGAUCUUUAAAUUGACAGAAUAUGGGUUAAACAGAGCAACAAAAACGACAAUUAACUGAAAUAAUAUGCUACUACAAUUAGAUUUACACUGCAAAACGGAAUGCUGAAUAACAACAUAUAACGAAUAAGCUGUGAGUUCUACACGCGCCAACACACAAUGAUGUAACUUCCCUUUGUAAACAUCAUUUCCCUUGUGCAAGUCUUCAACCCUGAAUAACUGCUCACUUGUUACCUAUUGUGUUAAUAUUCGUAUAUAUUAGUUUAACUGUCGGGACCAUGCUGUGCCUAAACAUUACUGUGCUGGUACUAUGGUAGAAAAACCUACAAUGCACAAACGAGAUUUCAAUAGAUCUUAUUUUAUGCAUUAUGGGUUUUUUCUACCAGGUUAUUAGUUGUAUUAGAUCACGUGUGUUUGCGUUGAUUUGGCUUGUAUUGUAAGAUGGAGCGUAUUGUUGACAUCAAUGUUUAUAGUAUUACUCUCGUUUGAAACUGUAAUUUUGAUUGACAGUUUUAAGUCUGAUGUUUAACGAUGUAAUAGCUCUUAACGGGGUGUGCGAUUCCCACGUAUAUGGAUGAAGAAAAAUCUAAGUCAGUAGCUUAUUAAAAAAGUACAAAAGUAUUUUCUUUAACACAUAGGCUUUUAUGAAACAUGGU